Messenger RNA from Trichoderma aggressivum f. europaeum, 5562 nucleotides. RefSeq lists its product as uncharacterized. Gene Ontology annotation, cellular component: nuclear RNA-directed RNA polymerase complex. The record is from RefSeq and is a predicted model, not a curated record. Bases 1 to 5562 code for a protein of 1853 amino acids. Gene Ontology annotation, biological process: regulatory ncRNA-mediated heterochromatin formation. Lineage: Eukaryota; Fungi; Ascomycota; Sordariomycetes; Hypocreales; Hypocreaceae. The transcript is spliced from 8 exons. Gene Ontology annotation, molecular function: helicase activity; metal ion binding.
AUGCGAGGGGGUCGGUUUCACUAUCCCACCCCUCCCAGCACCCCAACUGAAGGCUCCCUCAAACCAUGCUUUCACUUCUUGCGAAACAAUAGCUGCAAGUUUGGGGCUCGGUGCAAAUUCUCCCAUGAGGUGAGUGAGGGCGCACAGGCGGGCCAGCCAGCAGAUUGGAGGCGCCCAAGUACCGCCUCGCGUCCCUCUACCAGCAGGAGUUAUCGCCCACCAGAGGGGAAACUGUUGAAAUGGAAGGGCUUGCUCCGGUCUGGUGAGGGAACUGCCCGACCAUCACACACUAUAGUCGGCCAGUUCUUUAGCCUGGCUGUCGAACUCAUGGAUGGCGAUGUCGGCGGCGCUCAGGAGACAAUCAGGCUCGUCGUCACCGAGGCUGGCCUGUCCUUUAUCAAGGAUGUCAUCGACCGGCAUAUUCCCAUAGACAACAUCUCUACCGCGGGCGUUCGCCUCUGGGAGACGGAGAUUAAGCCACUCUUUCAGCUUGUGACUCAUCCUCGCGUUGUUGAUUCUGCUGUCCUGGAGCAAGAAGUGGCAUCCAUAUUCAACUACCUCGUUGGAGUGGGAGGAGUGAGAAUGAACAAGCUCUUCAACUAUGUCAGCGCAUUAUUUCAAAAAUGGCCAUCCUCCACCACGCGGGAGUCUCUCAUGGAGGCAGUCGAGUUGUCUCUCUCGGUGUUGGCCAAGAUGUUGGACUGCAACACCACCAAUAUCAUCAACGAAGCUUUCUCAACAUACGCCAGCAGCUUGGCUAGUCUCUUGGAUAAACCAGCAGAACCAGAAGAGAUGCUUCCUCGUCUUCAAGCCAAAAGGUACCUUGAUUACAUUGGUCAGCGUGUUCAAGUUGGGAGUCAGCUGGCAAGCCUAGAGCCGCGAGUUCAAGCUACCCUGACCCAAGAAACUUUCAUUCUGACAAGAGAUCUUCCUGGCCGCCUAUCCCCUGGAGGACCUAGGCACAACAACGACCAUGCAAGCAUAGUCAACAUCAAAAUUUUGCCCACCUACGAAGAGAUCAUGUCACCAAGAGAGGAAUAUCUACCGGUAAACGACUCCUCUCAGUGGCACAUCCCAGGUAUCCGUGGGCGUUUGGACAGGGAAUUUCGCCUAAUACGAGAAGAUACUGUCGGGCAGCUCCGAGAUGCGAUUCGUGAGGCCUUUGGACGCAUACGUGGUACCACCGGCGGUCUCGGUUACCAGACCAACUCCAAUAACUUGCGUACAUACACAUACGACUCUGCCACUCUCGUCGACAUGCAAUUCGACGCAAACGCCGGUCUAGACUUGGUUGUUCAAUGUGAUCAGCCUUCUUCCGUUCUGACAUUAAGCCCAGGGCAGAGAAGGGAUUGGUGGGAGAGAUCGAAACGCCUCCAGGCCGGUGCACUAGUGUGUAUCAUGGACAAAACCGACUCCGUCAUGUUCUGCACCGUGUCUGAGUCCACCAUGAGGAACAAAGAUGACAAAAAGCACCGCUUCGGGAAGAAAUCAUCAGAAGAUGAUGAGCCCCCGGAAAAGGCUGAACCAUUGACUCUGUCGGAUCAUGACUUGUACUUGCACGUCAACUUGCAGCUUGUAGAGGCAACUCAAGACGAUGUCACGCGCGUUCUUCAUUGGUCCAAGAGCACGGGGCCAUCGCGCCAUCGAUAUCUUGUCGAGUUUCCCGGCAUCCUUCUGGCGUCGUUCAAGCAUACGCUUGAUGCCCUUAAGCAAAUGUGUCAGCAACCAAAGAUGCCUUUCGUUGACCUCUUGGCGCCAGACAACGUUACUGUUACAGAGGCUAAUCUGCAGCCACCUUUAUACGCGAGGAAGGCCGGCUUCACAUUCGACAUCAGAUGUAUUACGCAUGACAAGUCUGAGUUUCUCGUUUCUCCUCAGCAGCGCCCAAGCCCAAAACUCGUUGAAUCUCAAACGGCUCUAGACCUUACGCAGUCCACUGCCCUCCUUAAUACCCUAUCACGAGAACUGUCACUCAUUCAAGGCCCUCCUGGUACAGGCAAGAGCUAUAGCGGAGAAAAGAUUAUCAAGGUCUUGCUAGCAAACAAGGAAAAGACUAGUAUUGGGCCAAUAUUAUGUGUCUGUUAUACGAAUCACGCUUUAGAUCAGCUUCUCGAGCAUCUCCUUGAUGAUGGAAUUGACAAAGUCAUUCGCAUCGGAUCCCGAUCAAAGUCAGAGAGACUACAAGCCCUCAACCUGCGAAUGGUAGCCCAAAACAGCGACCGGACGCGAUCGGAAAAGUCCUCUCUUUGGGAAAUACAACAGAGUCUGGGGGGUAUUGAGGACAGCAUGAGAGAGUCGCUCCGCCGACUGGCAGCAUCGGAUUCACCACAAGCUAUCAAGGCGUUUCUGGCACAAGAAUUUCCUAGGCACCACGGGACGCUGUUUGGUGAAAGCGAAGACGGAUGGGAACAGGUUACCAGAGAACCUCGUGAGGUCUUGCGGCGCUGGCUCGCAGGCGGCUCGCGCGACAGCUCCCAGUGCCGAGGCGUUGAGGUUCUUAAAGAAAUCAGACUUUCUAUUAUGAAUAAUGCCGAGCGCCAGGUUCUUCAUAGAUACUGGCUCAAUAGCAUCGUUGCCCCACUCAUUCACACAAUCACGAUACUUCAGGAAGAGCACUCCGAGUUGAUAGAACGGCGAAAUCGGGUGCGCAGCGAUGUGGAUCUGCGCUGCCUCAACCAGGCCAACAUCAUUGGAGUUACAACAACAGGGCUGGCCAAAAACCUGGCUCUCCUCCGCAAACUACGAUGCAAGGUCAUGCUCUGCGAAGAAGCUGGAGAGGUGCUGGAGGCGCACAUUUUGACCGCUCUGCUGCCCUCGAUCGAGCACGCCAUUUUGAUUGGCGACCAUCUCCAGCUCCGUCCGCAGAUUCAAAACUAUGAACUCCAGAGCACAAACCCUCGAGGCAAACAGUACUCUCUAGAUACGUCUUUGUUUGAGAGAUUGGUUGAGCCGCCGCACCUGAUGGACCUACGCCUUCCCUUUAGCACAUUGGACACCCAGAGGAGGAUGCAUCCGUCCAUAUCUGAGCUUGUACGAUCAACCUUAUACCCGUCCUUGCAGGAUGCCGAGAACGUGAUGAUUUAUCCAAAGGUUGCUGGUAUGAGAGAGCGUCUUUUUUGGCUUCACCAUGAUCACUUAGAAGCCGGCGCGGCUAGUCACGACCCCCUGAAUACCUCCCACUCGAACGAUUUCGAAGCUGAGAUGACCGUGUCUCUCAUCUCUCAUCUCGUUAAACAAGGAGAGUACUCCCCAGACGACAUUGCAGUUAUUACGCCAUAUCUGGGCCAGCUACAUAAGCUACGGCGCCGAAUGGAAUCCAUGUUUGAGAUUUGCCUCAACGACCGUGACCUUGCAGAACUGGAAGAAUUCGAAAGCAAAGGCCAGGCAGCUCCGUCCACUUUAAAGGCAAACCGGUCUAGCAAAACAACUCUUCUCAAGAGCGUCAGGGCUGCAACUGUUGACAACUUUCAGGGCGAGGAAGCAAAGGUCAUCAUCAUCUCUCUUGUGCGGAGUAAUUUGCAAAAGAAGUGUGGAUUUCUCAGCACUUCCAACCGCAUCAAUGUUUUAUUGUCGCGUGCAAAACAUGGCAUGUACAUUAUUGGAAACUCCGACACUUACUAUAAUGUUCCCAUGUGGCAAGAAGUCAUUGACAUGCUCACCAAGGGCGGCCGCUUGGGCACAAGUUUGGAGCUUCAGUGCGACCGACAUCCCGACACCCCGAUCCGCGUCUCCCAGCCAGACCAUUUCAUGCUAGACUUCACUGUGGUCAUUCUUGCACUGGGAGGUGUCAUUCGGAUAUUCUGCAUAAUGUUGUCUUUUGUCAAGAACCUUGCCCUCGGCCUCAAAAAGGUUGCGAUCAUGCCUGUCCUCGACGAUGUGGUGACGCAUGUCCGCUCAGGUGCUCUGGUCCUCGUUAAACGGAAAGUUCCAGGGUGCAAUCACGAUGUCGAGGUUCAAUGCCACGAAGACGUGACCUCUGCCGGUUAUCUGUGCACUGCCUCCUGCGGGCACAACCGUGAGUGCGGCCAUGCGUGCAAGAGUUCUUGUUUUAAGUGUAACGACCGGGAGGACGGUAUGAUCAAGAGGCAAAACCACGGCAUCUCUGCUCUGAGACUUGUCAUGGCGAUGCUGGGUGUCCGCCUUGCAAGGAACCAUGUGAAGUACGCUGUGGACAUUCAAAGUGCAACAAGGCAUGCCACGAGCCGUGUGCGCCUUGUGCGGCAAACACAUGCCACUCGAGCUGCCCUCAUACGAAGUGUACGAUGCCAUGUGCUGCGCCAUGCGACUGGGUUCCAUGCUCUAAGCGGUGCGAGAAAGUGCUGGAAUGUGGCCAUCAGUGUCCUUCGCUCUGUGGAGAAUGAGGCUGUCAAGUCUGCAUGCGUCGAUUUCCUUGAGAUGAGAGAAUACCACGAGAUUGACUUGGAUGAAGAGCCAUGUAUUUUCCCAGAUUGCGGGCAUUUCCUCACUACUUCGUCUAUGGAUGGCCAGAUGGGAAUGGGGGCAUACUACGACCUGAAUGAAGAUGGCCAUCCAGUACGACUCGGCAAGACUUCUGAACCUUUCUCGCUGGACGAAUCGGGCAUUCCGGAAAUCUUGGCGCAAGCGAGCCCUGGAAAGGUAUUUCAGGCCAAUACAGCGGCGAGGGGUGUUCAGCUAAUCAGCUCCGCCCCGAGACUGAAGCAACUUCGGGAUUUGCAAAAGGUUGUGGGAAAAGGACGAUAUGACUCUGUGAUCAAACUCUGGAGGCAGAUUAAAACACACGCCAACGGCGUCAGGGGAGAAGAGCAGCCGUUCAAGCGAGUGGCAGACUUUGUGCAAUUUGCCAAUCGCCAAAACAUGGCGAAUCGAGAGUUUCGAUAUGAUGAAUCCGUCAUACAGGUCAAGGGGUCGCUUCUUGCAGACGCACUGCUGCUUAAAUGCGAUAUCAUCAUCUUGUUCGACUUUCAGCGCUGGGCCAAAGGCGGGGGCCUGACCCAAGUAGAUGCGGAAGUCAAGUUGGAUUUGUCGAUUCAUUGGACCGAUUGCGCCAAUCUCAUUGUGCAAUCUCGCUCACUCAAGUAUGUUAGAGAAGAGGUCCAGGGGCACAUUUUUGCCGCGCAGCUCUGUGGACUGUGUCUAUCGCUUGACGGGUGUACUAUGUGGCCUGUUGGUGGAGAUCUCAUGAUGGAGCAAAACGAGGACAAUCUGAAAGAAGAGGCCUUGAGUCAUAUCCAGCAAGCUCGCACCCUAUUGGAAGAGUAUCCGUCCACGGCCAUGUUCAAAGAUGAGAUUGAUAGUGUUGAGGAGAUGAUUGGCAACGGCAUCUACCGUCCAGUCACGGCGGAGGAACUACGAGCUGUGUAUAACGCAAUGUCGAAUGAGCUUCGGGGCACUGGGCACUGGUAUCUCUGUGAGAACAACCAUCCGUUUACGAUUGGGGAAUGCGGAAUGCCCAUGCAAGAGGCCAGAUGCCCUGAGUGCGGCGCCAGGAUUGGGGGCCGGAACCACCAAGCUGUAGAGGGGACGAGGCAAGCGGUGGAUAUUGAGAAUCUUGCGAUGGGCAUGAAUGGGUUGAACAUGUAG